AUGUUAUCAAGGGGAUUAUUGAGGAGUAUACGAUUCUCUUUAGCUAUAUUUUACCUAUUCCUCGUACUUAUUACGAUUCCCAUCUCUUUUCAAGUUGGCGGUCUUUACUGUGGUCUCUCCUUUACGGUUACACUGUUUAUUCUAUACUUCACAACAACAACUUUGAAGAUAACUACUACCAAUGGAAGCGGGAAGUUUAAGCUCUUAGCUUCUUUGAUUUAUUAUUUACAGCACUUUUUGAUCCCUUCGAUAUUGUUUUUGUUUCUUUCUGCGUUCAAUAGCGAUCAGUUACAGAGAUUGGUAGAUUCGGAUGCAGUUGGAGCUUCUAGCAAAGGGUUUAUAUUCGAGGGCAAUGUUAAUGAGUCAUUAUUACAGCUUUUAAGCUUGCCACCUGGAAAUGAGGGGAGCGUUGCAUCUUAUUAUUAUUACUACAAGUAUAUUGUGAAGCCUUGGCAGUAUAUGUUGCUUCAUGCUACCCCUUAUUUUACAUUAACGGAGGGGUUUUUUACAGUUUUGGCGAUUCAAGCCAUUGGAGAAACUGGUCGUUGGUUGCGUUAUAAGAAGAAUAGCAAUACUUGGGUUAUUUUGAGUUUGCUGGUAUCUGGGGUGGUAAUAACCACCUCGAUGUUUUACUUAUACCGUAUUUAUGUGACACCUAUUUGGCCAUUGAGCGUCCAAACUGCAACAUUGUUGGGGUUUACUCUAUCUCUGGUGUUUGGAUUAGGGCUGUAUGGUAUUAUUAGUGGCAAGGGGUCUACUAUUGAGAGCUCUUUGUUUUUUGCUUAUAUGGUACGCUGUAUAUACGAAAUUUCACCGCAGCUGGCGUUAACCGCGAUGACUGAGAUCUUUCAAGUUGUACACGAUACUUGGCAACUUCAACAAGGGACUUUGUCCAAAAAUAAUUUGCUAACUUAUUACAAUACUUUCGUUUCGAAUGCGGAAUCUUUUUGGGAUUCACUUUUGAAGAAAACUGCUAUUGGAACAGCUGCUGCUGCUGAAGAAACGUACACUAUAUUUGGCUAUUCUAUGCCAUUUACAUCUACUAUAGCCAAAGACACAUUAAUCAUAUUGCAAACACAGUGGUGGUUAAAAUGUCAGCAAAUCUGGAGUUUCACGAAAAAUUUCUCAGUUGGCAUUCCUCGUUCCAUUCAUGAGAUUCUAAUGGUGACUCUGAAAAUGGCCAAGGAAUCUAUAAAUCCAGCUGUAAUAACGAAUCUAGUAUUUCGGGUACUUGUGUUCUACUCAGCUACCAGGAUCAUUCCUGCGUUACAGAAGGCCACAGGGGCUACACAGAGUAGGAAACUAAUGAGAAUAAUAUACUGGUACUCUCCUUGUAUUGUAAUUGCAAUGUACACGCAUUUGAUCCUCCGUUACAGUGGCGAAUUAAACAAUGAUCUAUGCAUAUGGGGUUGUUUCCCGUGGUUAAAUUUUUCCGCUAAAACCCGUAGUAAAUGGGUGGUUGAUGCAUGGAGCUUCUGGAAUUGGUGUAAUUUGUUCUUCACACUACUAAUAUACGCAGUAGAACUAAUCGGAAGCAGAUAG
Eremothecium cymbalariae DBVPG#7215 is the source of this 1542-nucleotide messenger RNA. It is a transcript of the gene ICE2, whose product is annotated as Ice2p. Gene Ontology annotation, biological process: endoplasmic reticulum inheritance; septin ring assembly. The coding region runs from base 1 to 1542 and encodes 513 amino acids. Gene Ontology annotation, cellular component: cortical endoplasmic reticulum; endoplasmic reticulum membrane; perinuclear endoplasmic reticulum. Lineage: Eukaryota; Fungi; Ascomycota; Saccharomycetes; Saccharomycetales; Saccharomycetaceae. The record is from RefSeq and is a predicted model, not a curated record. The transcript has a single exon.